Myripristis murdjan (pinecone soldierfish) is the source of this 2187-nucleotide messenger RNA. It is a transcript of the gene ccdc47, whose product is annotated as coiled-coil domain containing 47. Gene Ontology annotation, cellular component: endoplasmic reticulum. The transcript has 13 exons. Gene Ontology annotation, biological process: endoplasmic reticulum calcium ion homeostasis. The record is from RefSeq and is a predicted model, not a curated record. The coding region runs from base 150 to 1622 and encodes 490 amino acids. Gene Ontology annotation, molecular function: calcium ion binding. Lineage: Eukaryota; Metazoa; Chordata; Actinopteri; Holocentriformes; Holocentridae.
UCCAUAGCAGCGGCACGUCCAGGGCACCGCACAGAUUUCUGGGUAAGAGGCUGUCAAAUCUUCAUCACGACUCGGCUGGACGGCGAACUCAGCAACACCUUGGCCAAAAUUACCUUUUCACGUCAGACAUUUAUCGCCCAGGUCCCGUCAUGCGGAGUGUGAACCUGCUCCUGAUACCCACCCUGCUGCUCCUCCUGGCCCUUCCUGUGUCCAGGGGCCGCUACAGCGAUGAUUUUGACGAUGGCGAUGACCUGGCUGACUUCGACGACAAUGACUUUGCCGAGUUCGAGGACAUGAAUGAGGAUACCGCCGCUGAGGCAGAAACCGUCCCUCCGCCUCGCGUGUCCCCCUCCUCGCAGCCCGAGGAGGAUGAAGAUGAAGACGAAGCCACAGUGGAGCUGGAGGAUGGACAGGAUGGCUUUGAGGACCCGGAGACGCAGGAUCAAGAUAUAUACAGCAAAUAUGACCAAGAGGAGUUUGAGGGGAUUGGGGACAUGGAGAAGACCAGCCAUUCCUUGAAAGACCCUCUCAUAAUCCACACAGUUCCUGCACAUUUGCAGAACAGCUGGGAGAGUUACUACAUGGAGAUCCUGAUGGUGACUGGCCUGCUGGCCUACAUAAUGAACUAUAUCAUCGGCAAGAACAAAAACAGCCGCCUGGCUCAGGCCUGGUUCAACUCCCACAGAGAGCUCCUGGAGAGCAACUUCGCGCUAGUGGGUGACGAUGGCACAAGCAAAGAGGCAGUGAGCACUGGGAAGCUGAACCAGGAAAAUGAACAUAUCUACAACCUGUGGUGCUCCGGGCGUGUCUGCUGUGAAGGCAUGCUGAUCCAGCUCAAGUUCCUGAAGAGGCAGGACCUGCUCAAUGUUCUGGCCAGGAUGAUGAGGCCAGCCUGUGAUCAGGUGCAAAUCAAAGUGACUCUGAAUGAUGAGGACAUGGACACAUUUGUGUUUGCUGUGGGCACCAAGAAGGCCAUGGCCAGGCUUCAGAAGGAGAUGCAGGACUUGAGUGAGUUCUGCAGCGACAAGCCUAAGUCUGGGGCCAAGUAUGGCCUCCCAGACUCCCUGGCUAUUCUAACGGAGAUGGGCGAAGUCACUGAUGGAGUAAUGGACAGCAAGAUGGUACAUUUUAUUACCAACCAUGCUGACAAGAUCGAGUCCAUCCAUUUUUCGGACCAAUUUUCUGGUCCAAAAGUUAUGCAAGAGGAGGGUCAGCCCUUAAAGCUGCCUGAGACCAAGAAGACGCUGCUGUUUACAUUUAAUGUGCCUGGCAUGGGCAACACCUCUCCCAAAGACAUGGACACUCUGCUUCCUCUCAUGAACAUGGUGAUCUACAGCAUCGACAAGGUCAAGAAGCUCCGUCUCAACAGAGAGGGCAAACAGAAGGCUGACAGAAACCGGGCUCGCGUGGAGGAGAACUUCCUGAAGCAGACCCACGCUCAGCGCCAGGAGGCCGCCCAGACACGCAGGGAGGAGAAGAAGAGAGCCGAGAAGGAGAGGAUCAUGAAUGAGGAGGACCCUGAGAGACAACGUCGACUGGAGGAAGCAGCCCAGCGCCGUGAGCAGAAGAAGAUUGAGAAGAAGCAGAUGAAGAUGAAGCAGAUCAAAGUGAAAGCCAUGUGAAGAGGGAACACUACAGGCGUAAGGAUACAAGCACACAUGGAAGCAGUGCUCAGCUCAUACAGUUUCUACAGCUUCUCUCAUGGCUGAAUGCAGCUCUGGCUCACAGUCUUUCCAGCGCCAAACAGACACUCCCACCACACGGGAGUCUCAAGCUUCGCUGUCUCUGUCCUCACCUCGUCCAUUCGGUGUGGCUUUACCUCGGCUGUGGGUGAACUGUCUGUGUCCACUGAGAGGGACUGACGAUUCUUCAGCAUCACAUCUGUCUCAACAAUUCAUGCCAAUUUCUUUUGUUGUUCUUGUUGCUUUUUUUUUUUUUUUUUUCCUGUUUGACUCUCUUCCAAAAAGUCUGUGUCAGAGCAGUGAGCUUUUAUAAAUCUAAUCUACAGGGAAGGAGUAAACCAUAUGAUGGUAAUAAACAGCUCACAUUUUAAAAGGAAUGACGAUCAAUUGAAAAAUCCAUUUAAGAUUAAGAAAAUUUUAAUUUAUAUCUAUUGAGAUUGUUUUUCACACACCAUGUGUUUCUGAUGAAUGUCUGAGCAAAUAUAAUAAAAUGCACUGGAAACUA